AGGGAAAUUGUGCGACAUUCCGUCAGUAGUAAACGGAAUUUAGUGACGAUCGGACGUGCCGAGUUUCUGAAAUCGCCCGAGUACGUAUGACAGGAGUCGCACGUGCUUACGAACGCAGUGCGCACCCGGUUCGAAGAGACUCUCGUUCAGUGUGAGUCCAGUGAAAAAAAAACGCGUUUCGCACCGUUUUUUCGUCCACGUUGUUUCGAAAUGUCGUUUAACGUAUUUUCAAAAAGCUCCGAAUGUUAGAGUCGUCACAUACACAACGCCGGCAGAUGUGAACAGUUCGAGAGGCGUGUAUAUUCAUGGCGUGAGGUUAUGGGGGAAUCGGAUACCUGACAGAAACCCUGUUCCACUCGAAAGGACCCUUUAAACGGGGCUGGGGAGAAAGGGAGCACUGGCCCGAGCUGAACUUAAAUUGGUGAGUUGACGAAGAAAAUCGGGGGAAUCGUCGGAUCCUUUGAUCGUAAGCGGUGAAGCAGGAGUUUCUUCAGUCGUCGAACAAACACAACAACCAGCCAUUGGGCCGUGGUCGAACUCGCUGUUAAUUGCACGGAAUAAUAGAUAGAAAUAGAGACGAAGAAUUACACAGAUAAAGGAAUCUUGACAAACAGAAAUAGAAACGAAGAAUUACACAGAUAAAGAGUAAGACGAACAGAGAAGCUUGAAUAGGGAAAGAAGAAGCAACGAAAGAAGAAAAAUGGCCCACGAAAACGGUAUAAGCGGUGACGUCGAUUCCGAGACGGUGGAAUUGAACCCCCUGAGAAGAACGAGGUUUCACGUGAACCGUGUCGAUAGUCUCGAAGGUCGUGCCAGUCUUCUUGGCGAACAAGAGACGAAAAAGUCCCUCAGGCACAUGACCAGGGAGGCGUUGCCCAGGCUGGACAAUUACAGGAACAUCAUGAGCAUCCAGGCCGCUCACAGGCCAUCCUUGGACGAGCUUCACAAUCCCACUCUGCUUAACAAGGGCUCAGGCUCGCACACUUUGCCCAUAGCACACGUGAAGCCAUCGACGUCUGGGUUCAAAUUCGGAUGGAUUCAAGGAGUUUUGCUGCGAUGUCUUCUGAAUAUUUGGGGGGUGAUGCUCUUCCUAAGACUCUCCUGGGUCGUAGCUCAAGCGGGCACAGGGCAAGCUAUUUUAUUGAUUUUCACAACGACAGCCGUGACCACUAUAACAUCGCUAUCGAUGUCGGCAAUUAGUACAAAUGGGCUCAUUAAAGGAGGUGGCACGUAUUACAUGAUUUCUAGAUCAUUGGGUCCAGAAUUCGGUGGAUCCAUAGGUUUGAUAUUCUCGUUGGCGAACGCGGUAGCUUGCGCAAUGUACGUAGUUGGUUUCUGCGAAAGUAUGGUUGAUUGUCUCAAAGCUAACGGGAUUUGCAUCGUUGAUUGCGAUAACACAGAUAUCAGAAUUAUAGGUUGCAUCACGAUAGUUCUGCUUCUUUUGAUCGUGAUGAUCGGUUUGGAGUGGGAGGCAAAGGCCCAGAUCGGUUUGCUCGUCAUACUCCUUGUAGCUAUUGUCGAUUUCAUGAUAGGCACUUUUAUUGGCCCUAAAGACGACCACGAGAAAGCCAAAGGAUUUAUAGGGUACAAUGCUGAACUGUUCAAGGAGAACUUUUAUCCGGACUAUAGGUACUAUGAAGGUGUGGAACAUAGUUUCUUUUCAGUCUUGGCUAUAUUUUUCCCAGCGGCAACAGGUAUCCUGGCAGGUGCGAAUAUAUCCGGUGAUUUGAAGGACCCACAAACAGCUAUUCCCAAGGGAACGCUGCUGGCAAUUCUUUUGACAACGAUUUCUUAUUUUCUUAUGGCACUAAUGGUAGGAGGGUCGGUUAUGCGAGACGCUUCGGGCGAUGUUAACGAUCUAUGGAACGUUUUUAAUAGUUCAUACGCUGCUAUACCAAAUUUCAACGCAAGCAACGGGACUACAGAAAGCACCAUUGCUACUGUUAAUUCGAGCGAAAUAGUUUGGAGUAUAUAUGGCACGAAAUUUAAUUGUACUGGCAAUUGUCCUUACGGUAGCCACAAUAGUUUUCAGGUGAUCGAAUUGGUCUCCGUGUUUGGUCCCAUUAUUUAUGCAGGAUGCUUCGCGGCCACGCUGUCCAGCGCUUUAGCAUCAUUGGUUUCCGCGCCUAAAGUAUUCCAGGCGCUUUGUCUCGACAAACUAUACCCUGGAAUCGCAUGGUUCAGCGGCGAGAAAGACAAAGAACCAAUUCGUGGCUACUUUCUUACAUUUGUAAUCGCCGUCGGUUUCAUUUUAAUCGGAGAAUUGAAUGCCAUAGCUCCUUUAAUCUCAAACUUCUUCUUGGCUGCCUAUACCCUCAUAAACUUCAGCACAUUUCACGCUUCGCUGGCCAAACCAAUUGGUUGGCGACCAACGUUUAAGUAUUAUAACAUGUGGCUAAGUCUCGCUGGCUCUAUUCUCUGUGUUUCUGUGAUGUUCCUGAUCUCAUGGUGGACAGCUUUAAUCACUCUAUGCGUAGUUUUAGCGCUUUACCUAGUAGUAUCGUACAGAAAACCAGAUGUAAAUUGGGGUUCAACAACGCAAGCUCAAACAUACAACAACGCUUUGACCGCUGUCCAACAAUUAGACAGAGUCGAAGAACACGUUAAAAAUUACAGGCCUCAGCUUCUAGUACUCACUGGUAGCCCGAGUGCGAGAUCGUCGCUAGUUGACUUUGCGCAUCACAUUACCAAGAAUAAUAGCCUAUUCAUUUGUGGUCAUAUUAUCGAGUCACCGAUAUCGUAUAAAACGCGCAACUCCAUGGUCAUCAAUUGUACUUCUUGGUUUAGAGCUAACAAAAUCAAAGCGUUUUAUUCUUUGGUGGAUGGCGCGAACUUUCAAGAUGGUGCCACGUCACUUUUGCAAGCCGCAGGCUUGGGGAAAAUGAAGCCUAAUAUUUUAUUAAUGGGCUACAAGCAAGACUGGAUAACAUGCUCGCGGAAUAAUUUGAAUAUGUACUUUAACGUGAUGCAUAAAGCCUUGGAUAUGCACAUAGCAGUAGCGCUCCUUCGACUGAGCGAAGGCCUUGACUAUAGUGCAGCUAUAGGAGACAAUGAAGACCAGAAAAAAAAUGUGCCAGUUACAUUACCAGGAAAUCAAAGUUUCUCUCAACUUAGCCAAGCAAGUAGCACAUCAGACAUUUCAAUACCCGGUAGUCCAGCACCGAGACGUUCCAGAAUGAUCAACGAGUACCCUAAUCCAACAGCGGAAGAUCAACGCGAUAAUCGACCGAAUAUCAUACCCAUAGCGAAAGAUAUUCUCAACGCCGUGACAAAAUUUCAACGUAAACAGAAAAAGGGUACGAUAGAUGUAUGGUGGCUAUACGACGACGGAGGUUUAACGCUUCUACUACCAUACAUUAUCAGCACAAGGCGAAAUUGGUCGAACAGUAAAUUGAGGGUCUUCGCGCUUGCAAAUAAAUACUCCGAACUGGAAUACGAACAAAGAAACAUGGCAAGUCUUUUAUCAAAGUUCCGGAUAGAUUACUCUGACUUGAAAGUUAUACCAGAUAUUUCGAAACAAGCGCAAGAUAGCACAAAGAGUUUCUUCGAUUCGUUGAUAGCGAACUUUCAACAAACGGAUGACCCUAAAGCGACAGAUGAUGACGUCAUUAAAGAUUCGGAACUAAUUGCUAUGAAAGAGAAGACGAAUAGGCACUUGCGUUUACGAGAAUUGUUACUUCAACAUUCGAUGGAAGCUAAUUUAGUCGUCAUGACACUGCCGAUGCCUCGAAAAGGUGCUGUAUCGGCAGCUCUGUACAUGGCCUGGCUAGAGGCUCUAACUCGCGAUAUGCCACCAUUUUUACUUGUACGAGGGAAUCACACAUCCGUUUUAACUUUUUACUCUUAAUGACACAAAAGAUGAGGAAAACUUGUAUAUAACGACGUCGACGAUUGUCGAGAUUAGUUGAAGAAGUGUUCUAUUAAUAACGACUUAAACACUAUAGGUGAUAUACAACAAUAAAAACGUGCCUUUAUACGCGAAAAGGCACACGUUUGAAUGAGGUAUUGGUCGAGAGUGCGUGAGUUUACCAAGGACCAAUAUUUCCGAGUAUAUUUUAAUAGAAUGAACGUAGCAAGACUGUGUUAUUUUUUUUAAACGCAUGUUUGCUACAAUAAUUGUUUCUAAAUUUUCGAAAUGACGUUUUCCAUCCACCAAUUGUAAAAAAAAAAAGUAAUUAUAUCUUUACAAAUACUUAAAAUAAAUGACCAUGUUUAGAUAUGUAACUCGUAAGAUCACCGAUAACAUGUUCCGCACAUUUGCUUACAAUUAUUCAAAAUUUAAGUAACGUGUAUCAUUAUUUUACGAUAUUUAAAUUUAUGUAAUUGUACAACCGACAAUCACUUCGCGUAAAAUAUUUUUAACGACGGUACUUUGAAUAAAUUUAAGCGAGUGUGAAUUUUCUUGCCAUUAAAAUUUGAAGAAAAAUGAAAAAAUACUAGUCUUAGGUUUAAUAUUAAAAUUAAAACCCGUAUGUAUUCGUAUUAGAUCGUAAAAAUUAUGUACAAAAGUUUAAAUUUUGAUUACAUCGUAGUUACUACGAUAAGUCAUUCGUUUAUAUU
Molecule: messenger RNA, 4560 nt
Organism: Hylaeus anthracinus
Lineage: Eukaryota; Metazoa; Arthropoda; Insecta; Hymenoptera; Colletidae
Gene: Ncc69
Product: bumetanide-sensitive sodium-(potassium)-chloride cotransporter
Exons: 18
Coding region: 701-3847 (1048 amino acids)
Biological process (GO): sodium ion transmembrane transport; chloride transmembrane transport; sodium ion homeostasis
Cellular component (GO): membrane
Molecular function (GO): sodium:potassium:chloride symporter activity
Source: RefSeq, a predicted model, not a curated record